CAACCAGACGACUCAGAGCGGCUGACGGGUGCGGUCGGGAAAGCUGCCUUGUCAUACUUCGAUCGCCUCACGCAAAGGCAAAUUUGUAGUUAAUUAUUUAAUAAUACUUUAACAUCAAUUUCCGUUCGACCGGUAAUAUCACACAUUCACAAGCAUAAUGGAAGACUUCAAUGGAUUAGAGAAACGAUUCGUGGAACAGCACAAAAUUCAGCUCGAAUCUUCGGGAGUGCCUAAACAUUUGUGGCCAACGGUAUUUAAGAAGCUGCAGGGACAGGUGUACGAUGCUGGUGAAAAUUUCCAGCUCUGCCAGCUCACGUAUUCGGAUGAAGAGCACGAAGAGGGUGACCCUCUGUGGCAAGUCAUUGUCAUCAAGCAGGACGGCAUGAAAGCCAAUGAUCCCGACAGUGUAUUCUUGAUCGAUCAUGCCUGGACAUUUAGUGCCAACGAAUCACGUCAGCACUUGACAAAGAUCCCGGGCUUGCUGGAAAGGAUGGUGGCGCUGAUGGACAUUCCAAAUGAAGAUAAUACAAGGGAGGAAUUUGUCGAGAAAGUGCUAAGGGAGAUGUGGAAGUUCUGUGACACAUACAGUCUUGUUGGAAAGACCCCGGAAGAACGGCUUCCAGUAUGGUACAUCAUGGACGAGUUUGGUGCUCGAAUUCAGCACUGUGGAGAACCAAACUUUAGGGUUGUUCCUCUUUACUAUUCUCCACAUCAGUGUUGUUACUCCUUGCUUUUCCCUAUUCAGGAUGUUGAAGAAGGCGACGAGGUUACGAGGAAUUUUGUGGAGACACCACCUGUUGAUUCUCUCACUAGGGAUGCACAGAUGCUUCCUUGGUUUCCGGUCGAUUUAACACAUGUUGAUCCGCAGCAGACGGAACCGCCCACUGAUUUCUUUGAGGACACUGCCAGGAUUGAACUCCACUACCAGCAGCUAGGACGCGCAGAGCAAAGAACCACACAAAAUGACGCAGAAGACGGGUCUGGACACAUUAGUGAGACACUUCCAGACCCAGAUUCUGUUGUGGCGGAUCUCCCUAAAGAUAGACCACUGCGGGUAUUUGCCGAGUACGAGUAUGUAAGGGACUAUCUUACCGACAGCCGUUUUGUAGUAACAGAUGUGGAGGAUGAGGCUGACAUUCUUUGGCUUGUCACACACUUUAAGGAUUACAAGGGUCUUAGAGAGAAACCACACUGUCGAGUAAACCAGUUCCCCUGUGAGCACUUGAUAACCGUAAAGGACCUCCUGGCCAUUGUGUGCAGAAGGGCUGCAGACCAAGAAAAGAGUGAAGAGAAGGAAACAAGUGGACCCUCUUGGCUGCCUGUAACUUAUUGUUUAAAAAGGGAGCUUGUGAAGUUUGUUUCACUCUUUCAGAGGAGAGAAAAGCGAGGAGAAGACAACCACUGGAUCAUUAAACCCUGGAACCUAGCACGAGGCCUGGACCACACCAUCACCAAUAAUAUAAACCACAUUGUACGGUUGCCUGCUACUGGUCCAAAAAUUGCUCAGAAGUACAUAUCAAACCCUGUCCUGUUCCAUAGAGAUGACAUCAAGUGUGAUGUCAAGUUUGAUGUCCGCUACAUUGUGAUGCUGCUAAAUGUGAAACCACUGAAGGUUGCUGUGUACAAACGCUUCUGGAUUAGAUUUGCCAACAAGCAGUUUGAGUUGAAUGAGUUGGAUGAUAGUCAGAAGCAUUUUACAGUUAACAAUUAUAAUGAUGCAUAUCUUCUGCAGAUGUACUGCCACGACUUCAUUGCCAAAUUCAAUGCCCAAAAUCCAGAACAUCCUUGGAAAAUUACGGAGAAAAAACUGUUUGACAUAUUUCUUCAGGUCUUUAAGGCAGCCACCUCUCAAGAUGCUCCUGGUGGCAUCCCACAGAAUGCUCAGUGCAAAGGGUUCUAUGGAUUUGACAUCAUGCUGGAAUGGAUGGAGAAGGAUGGUCAGAAAACCAUGCAGCCAAUAAUUCUGGAAGUCAAUUUCAAUUCAGAUUGUAAAAGGGCUUGUGAAUAUUAUCCUGAAUUCUUCAAUGAUGUUUUUAGUGUCAUGUUUUGUGAUGAAACAGAUGGUCAUAAUGUUGCAGUUCUUCAGUAACUGUGCAGACUACCCUGGUAUGCCUUGCCAUACUCUGUGAUAUGUACUAGAUUCUCUCUACAUAAGAUGUUGAACUUAUCUUUGUAAACACAAGAGCUGUAAUUCUUUGAAGGUCAUGUGUGGUAUUAGCAUGACUUUUUUGGUUUGUGUUUUAAAGAUGGUCUUGAAAGCAUUUAAACAGACUCCUCUUUGUGUUUUCUAGGGUAAUUAAGCCUGACAUUUUGAAGUAUUUUGGUGGAUAUUGCAUGUCAGUUUGCCUUGUUGGUCUCACUGUGGUAGAAAUUGCACACCUGUAGAACAUAACAAGGUACAUAAUUUUAUUUUUUUUCUUUAAUGGAUAUGAAAUUUCCAGUGUAGUAAUCUCAUAGAAUAUUUGCUGGAAUUUUGCCAGAUCCAAAGUCCCCCAAGAGUGUGGCAUAUCCCUGAGUGGGAGAUUUCAGGCAUAAAACCAUAAUAUAGAACUUAUGGAUAAAGAGUGUAAUUGAGAGCAUGCUGGUUUAUUUUCUUUAAUGGAUAUGGAAUUUCCAGUGUAGUAAUCUCAUAGAAUAUUUGCUGGAAUUUUGCCAAAUCCAAAGUCCCCCAAGAGUGUGGCAUAUCCCUGAGUGGGAGAUUUCAGGCAUAAAACCAUAAUAUAGAACUUAAUGGAUAAAGACUGUAAUUGAGAGCAUGCUGGUGCACUGUCAUAGGUUGUGUAAUAAAAACUUGAGGCUUUUGCACUGCACAUAUUAUUUGAUGUAUGAAUAUAUUGCAGAUGCUCAUUUCCAUGCUACCUCCAGCUCAUAAACAUUCCAUAGCUCUCAACAAAUUUACAGAAUUGGUGUUGUUAUAUGUUAUAUUUCCUUAAAAGUUUGCUCGCAUGAAUGUAAAAUGUAAAUGAAAGAUGAAAUUAACAUCUGCGAUAAAAUCACAUGUUCGCAGCUCAAAAUAUAUAAUUUAGUGUUUUGUAGCCAUGCAUGCGGACAAUCACGUCAUCCUGGUUUUUUAAUUACAUCUUUUAACACAGCUGUAUUUGUGGGUUGUGUAUUGGAUAAGGUUAUUGUGGUGUAAUGCUUAGUGAAGUGCCUGUAAUAAUUAGAUAUGUAUAAUAGAAUCAAUCACAGGAAGUGUUUUCAUCAUUUAAACUCUGUCAAAGAAGACACUGUAUUCAAUGGAUUAUGAAUUUAUUAUUGGUAAUAGGAGUUAUUAAAGAAUACAUAAUGUAUGAAACAAACUAUUUUUUCAAUUUAUGGUUAUUUUGCAAAUUACUUUUUUUUCUCUGUUAAGUUUGAUCACAUGCCAGAUUUACUUAAUUAUGGUGAUAUACUAUAAUGUUACUGUUUCACUUAUUAUAUUAUAUUGAAAUGUAUAUUUUAUUUGCAUUGGGUGAGGCUGAAAUACAUGUAAAUGUAUGAUAUAGUACAAGAUGAAUGAUACAUGGAAAGGACAUCUUUGCUAACAAUACCUGUCAAAAUGAGCCAUCCUUUUGCAAAAAGGAACGUUUAAGGAAAGGGGAGUUACCCUUAAACAAGAUUAUUAAUCACUUGUAGAAAGUGAGAUGAUGAAUGUUGAAUAAUGACAUGUGAGAUUACUUUUUAUUGUUGGUAAAGAGAAGUAAAUUGCGAGGCUUCUUGUUAUUAUAGACAAGAAAAUAUUGAGUCUCCUUAAUGUACCAAGGAGGAGUUGUUGUUGUUGUUACAUUCGCUAGCCAUGCUAGAAUGAGGAGUGCGGCAUGACUAGCCCGGGUUACGCGUAUGCCACCCGGAAGAGUAACUGGAGAAGUGGUGGUGAUGGCUAUCUGUCGUGAUAGACAUGAGAUUAUGUACCAAGGAGUAUUGCAUUCAGCCAUGGUGCCAAAUUUGGCCGGCAACUUGGAAUCACAAUAGAUCACAAGUGACUACUAAAAAACUCACCCUGUAUUGUUUAUGACUGAACAGUUUGUUGAAAUGACUGAAUAGAAUAUGUUGUUGAAGGAAAGCCCAGAAUGUGGUAGUGAGUAUUAAGUCUCUCUCAUAUUGAGAUAAUUUAUUGUUAGUAAAACUAGAUUUGUUCUUUUGUUUACAUCCUCUUAUUGGUGCAGUGGCUACUUAUGUUUUGAUUAUUUAGCCAUUCUGUAUUGUAAGAAAGUAUUAAAAAAUUUAUUUUA
Messenger RNA from Penaeus vannamei (Pacific white shrimp), 4211 nucleotides. It is a transcript of the gene TTLL12, whose product is annotated as Tubulin tyrosine ligase-like 12. Gene Ontology annotation, cellular component: cytoplasm. The record is from RefSeq and is a predicted model, not a curated record. NCBI's taxonomy places the organism in Eukaryota, Metazoa, Arthropoda, Malacostraca, Decapoda, Penaeidae. Gene Ontology annotation, biological process: protein modification process.